Messenger RNA from Pocillopora meandrina, 21371 nucleotides. The record is from the annotation of a GenBank genome assembly. Lineage: Eukaryota; Metazoa; Cnidaria; Anthozoa; Scleractinia; Pocilloporidae.
AUGGCCACUUUUUCUGGAUCACCGAGACCGCUGAUGGGAAGAUAUACCUUGCUUCCCUCUGCGUCGUCUUGGGAAACUGUUUCAGAAGAGGCUGAGGGCAGUUUAGGAAUGACAGAAGGUAUUCUUUGUUUAUUGUUAUAAAUGAUGUCAUGUUUCAUAUAAAAAAGUAAGCGGAAGGCGCACGCGAAUGUUCCGUAACCGCAUUGUAGCAUUCUAGUAUUAGAAUGACACAGCAAACCUGCAGUCUUAUUAAAAUCGUAACUUAGGUAAGGAAUUACGUUUUUUCUUUAAAUAAUAAAUACAAGUUGUUUAUCAGCUCGAGUGGAGAUUAUGUUCAGCUCGCUUUUAUUAAUUUCACUUUAGCAAGGUUUUAUACUGCAGCAAACAAAUUCUGUUUCAUUAGUAUGCAAAUUGAUACAUUUUUUAGUUACAGAACGAGCUUUGUGUCUAACACUGAGCCACCGAUAUUUGUGCAUUUCAUUUAUUUAGUUAAAAUAUUCAAAAAGUUAUUGUCUUUAAAUUUAAAAAAUUGCUCUGAGAAAUUUAUAUAGCAGUUUCACUUUUCACUUGAAACACUUUUAGGAUGCAAAUAUGAACUUGAAACACUUACAUACCUCUUUGCACUCUCUUAAUCAGCUUGCAAUCGUCAUAAUCGCAUGAAACUUAGUGAAAUCCCCCACAGUGCUGGUGUACAUGUAUGCAAUUUACGCAUCAAACACAUGCAAAUUAUAAUCCUGGAUCAUGUUGUUCAAAGGUCGGAUAAUUUGCUUUUCACUAGUUAAUCUCUACCUGGUGGAAAGCCCAGUACAUUUUGCUACCAUUUAUUGACUGGAUAGUGAUUUAUCCUUGGGAGAGCAUUAUCCUUCUUUUAUGAGGCCUGAUAAUCAUUGCAUCAACAUAUUUUGAGAACAUUUUUGUCAGAAGUCUGGCUCCACCCCUUCACCAGAACCCCAGAGCUUAUGCUGGUCUUCAGCACAUGACAUUUUACCAUGGAGUAGUUUGGUGGGAUGCCAUUUUAUUUCAAGUAAACCCUCCCCCCAUCUCCCUCUGCAUUGGUUCUGGUUCCUUGACAAUUCACCUGAACCCAUUUACUUAGUCCUGGGUAGAAAGUGCCACUUUUAUAAUUAAAUAUCUUUCCCAAAAAAAGAAAAAAACCCAUUUGGCUCAGCCUUCAACAUAUACCUUCCAAGUCAGGAUCCAUUGUACUAACCUAUACACCACAGCAGCUCCUCCCUGCCCCUAUUUGAUUAAUUAAUGGUAUUAUUAAAAUCAGUUGUUUACUAAUGAAGUCAUCAAUUGGUCAAAUAUUAAAGCUAUCUAUUGAUUAAAUACUCGUACGCAGUGAAUACUAUACUUGGUACUAUAUCUGCAUAAUGUUUUUCUCCCCUUCUUCCAUUCUUGUAAAAGAAAGUAUAAUUAAUUAUUAAAUCAUGAGCAAGGGAUGGCUAUUGUAAGGUGGUUGUUGAUGAUGAAACCUGAGUUUACUAUCUUGUAAUAGGAAUUGAGAUAUAACACCAGUUAUCAAAUCAUUCUAAUAAAAAAAUAUAAUUCUAACAGACAAUAAUACAACAAGACAAGCUUAUGUUUUUAUUUUUUAUUUUUAAUUAUUUACAACCACACAAUUCAGCUAUUAACCUUAUAUACUACAUCAUCAUCAUGGAAAAGAUAGCGAGUAGCUUAUAACCAAUCAAAUUGCAAUAUUUGUUAAGGAGCGCUUCAGCAUGGGAGGUUUUUACUUUUUGUGUGUCUAAAGCAAUCAUUUGUCAUGCUAAUUGUGUAAAUGCUAUUGGGAAGUGAUUUGAACAGGGAAGUGCAAUAUUGAAAAUUCAGAUGCACCUGGCUUGGAUUCAAUUACCAUCAUCAGUUAGUGAAAACUUCUAGUAAUCUCAUUAAUGCGAUGGAAUUGAAUACUUGUGAGAAAAAUCCUAUUUGAAAAAACCUGCUCGUUCAAGCACUUCCAUGGAUGCUGAAUAAACAAGUGUUGCUUACGGGUUGAGGCUACUGAUAGCUAUUUAUUGGAGAGCUUGCUCAUUAGCUGAAUUAAAGUAACAGAAAAUUAAGGCAUUUUUCUUGUGUAAUAAUUGAGGUUACUCUCUGAUGCUAUCCAAUCCAUUGAGAAAUAUUGGUGAAGAACAAAGUUCACAGAAGUAUAUGUCUGUGACAGCAGAAGGUAAUGUAUUAUUCCUUGUCAUAAGUGGUAAUAUGGAUUUAUCCUUACCACUCUAUAAAUUUUUUUCAUUUACAGCCCUGUAAUUAAUGUGCACAUAAUAUUUUAUAAUGCCUAGCAGCCAGAGAGUGAUAAUAACCUAGUGUCCUGCUCCUAAUGAAUAUUUCUCAAAAAUAAAGAGGUUAUUAUUUAUUAUAAAUGAAAUACUUGUAAUAACUAAUGAAAGUACAAGAGGAUGAUUAAAAGUAAUUAUGAUAGAAUACUAAACUGCUCUUAAUUUUGGUUAAGAAUAUAUGAAAGUCAUAUAUUUAUUCAUCACUUCACAGGUUUAUUUGGAACCAACAUCAUGGACUCAAAUCCCGUACAGGCCUGAAUUUUUUCAGGCCUUAUUUUUACUACUGCCCAAGUAGUGCACAUUACUGCACUUAAUUUUAAUAGAUAACUGUCCCAAUCUGAUAGCAAUGUUUGAAUUGGUGAAUCUUCACUCAAGAUACCCUUGCACUAGGUCUUAUUUCAAUCUGUAAAAUGAAUUAUUUUUUUUCUUUGAUUUGCUUAUUGGUUUUCAGAGCCAGAGCACAGAAAAAAAUUGUCAACUUUUUUUGGUGUUGUGGUACCAGUCACCCUAUCCAUGUUUUCAGUAAUUUUAUUUUUGCGUCUUGGCUUUGUUGUUGGUCAGGUAUGUGAAGUUUCUCCCUUUUUUUCUUUUUAAUAAGCAGAUAGAGUUAAUGUACAGUUAAUAAGAUCCCAAUUUCUUACAGUUCUUAUUUAAGGUUGUCAGUAAUUAGAGAAUUCUUAGAAACAGUUUGAGAGUGAUAUUAACAAAAGAAGAACAAAGCAUUGUCAUUACCUCUGAUUCUAGAAAUGAGACUUUCUUCUCCAAAGCCUCACCCUAACAUCGCUACACAUAUUUUCCAUACAAUGUUCUAAACAUUUCAUAAGGUACUGACAAGAAGGAUAUUAGCUGGUGAUCAUUUCCCUUAUUCUCAUGACCUUAAUGUGUGAUUCAGGGGUAUAUUGUAAGGAGAAAUUAGAUGCUUGUCACUCUUUGGGUUCAAAGGCCAGGUUAAUGCCUACUCUUUCAUCACUGAAUAUGGUCGAUUAAAUAAGGAAAAAAUGUGUUUUGAAUAACCCUUUAACUCCCAGAUCAAAUUUGUCAUUCUCUUUACUGUCAACCAUACAAUUCUUAUAAUGUUAGGUCAGAGAAUUUAGUAUUGGAUCAACUAAUUAUCCCCUAACUGAUAUUUUUCUUUAUUCUUAUCACUUGUCUGGUUGAUACUGUAAUGAUAUUGUAAGGAGAAAUUCUGUCUUGGUCACUCAUGGGAGUUAAUAAAGGGAUAAUGAUUUUUGUUGUUUUCAGGCUGGCUUAGUAUUGUCCAUUGGCAUGUUCGUAAUUGCUUACUUUGUAGUAGGCUUAACAAUACUGUCCAUAUCAGCUAUUGCCACAAAUGGUGCAGUCAAGGAGGGUGGAGCCUACUGUAUCCUGUUUUAAAUGUAGAGCUAGAUUUUUUUCCAAGAUUUAAGAAUAAUAGGAAUUGUUACGGGUAAUUCCAAUGCAGUUUGGCAAGAGGUAAUAUACUGUGAGUUCCUCAACUAGCAACAUAGUACCUUCAGCCUUGAACUCCCAAGAUCUGAUUGUUAAUUCUACCCUCUAGCUGACAUACAUUUCCUUGCAAAUUAGUUACAAGAAUUUGGUAUCAGAUCAAGAUAACAACUUCAACCUGAUGAGUUGGAGUUUUCUUAUUACCUGUUUGCUGGAUAAUGUAGAGAUAUAAUAGGAAGAAGUUACAUGUUAAUCACUUCUGGGAGUGAAAGACUUUGUCAGGGCUUUAGGUGAAGCCAGGCCUUCUGAUUUGUUCCUCCUACUUAUUUUAAAAAUAUUCCUGUUACCAGGAUGAUGGUAUUAAUAAUUAGCUGCCAAGGUCCUAAAAUUUGGAACUCUUUUCUUGUUUCAAUCACUUGUUCAUCAAGUCUUAGUGUUAAAAGAAAAUACAAAUUUUUACUUAUUAGUAAUCACUGAUUUGGCCAAGCCACACAUCUGCAGCACUUAUCCUCUUCUGAUUAUAUUUUGUUGUAAGUGAGGUGGCUUCUCCCUUAAAUCCAGUGGUUUCUUGAGGUGUCGUUGUGUUUUUAUCAUAUUACUGUAAUUAGUUUUUUUGUAUUGUUUAGAAGGCAAAUGAAGAAUGAUGAUGAUGGUCAUGAUUCUUAGGACAUGUAUCAAACAUCACACAUUUUGGCUGUGGUGUACGUCAAAUGUUUCAUUAAUUAUUACAUAGAAUGUCAUGUAGCUUUUUUUAACUCAAAUCAGACAUGAUUAGUCGUACAUUAGGUCCAGAAUUUGGGGGAUCAAUAGGAGUUAUUUUUUACUUCGCUAAUAUCUUUGCCUCGGCACUCUAUCUCCUGGGUGAGUAUACAAUCAGUUUUACAAUACAGUCAGUUUUACAAUCACAGAGCAGCUGACAAAGUUUUGCAGCUGUUUUAGCUUGUGAAUGAAUUUUUGCAAGAAGAAUCUUUUUUGUCUUGAAUGAAUAUUUAUAAUUGUUCUAAAUGUCUCAGAGGAUGGCAGAGAUUGAUGUGGAGAGCAGUUUGCAAUUAAAUGUAUUCAAUGUGACUUUAUCUAAAGCCAAUAUCACAAUACUUUUGCCACAGUAAUGUGGAUUACAAUCAGGAACUUUCUUUCAACAGGUUUUGUAGAAGCCUUGCUGAACAAUUUUCAGGAAUCAUCUCCAAACAGUAAGUACUAUGUGACAUACAACUGGUUUUUAGGCAGUUAGUCUAAUUUUCCUCUAUGUGGCUUAUAAUUUUAUCAAUAUGUUAUUGAAUAAAACCAAUAUUGAUUAUAAUUUAGGUCAUUACAAGUUGUUUAAAAGUGUCUGUCUAUUGAAAUAUUCUUUUACCAUUUGUUGAUUUAGUUUUCCGUUCAGGGACAUGGUAUUCAUUUUUGUAUGCGUCAAUAGUCCUGUUCUUUUGCCUAAUAGUUUGCCUGAUUGGUUCAGGUAAGACAAAAAUAUUAGUGGUUUAUUCCCUUACUUUAUGAUAUUUUAUUAUGUUUUAAGAGCGUCAUUUAUCAUUUCCUUCGUUCCCUUGCCCUCCCUUCUUAUUUUUCUCCUUCUGUUCUUUCCUCUUUCCCUCUCCCCUUGCUUCUCCCUCCCUUUCUUUUUUCCUUCCCACAUCCAUCCCACUUUUUUCGUCCAUCCCUCCCUCCCUUCCUACCUUGUUCUUUUUUUCUCUCCCUUCCCUCCACUUUCCUUUCCCUUUCCCUACCUCUUUUUUUCCUCCCCUCCUCUCCUUUGCUAACAUUUCUCUUCUCAAUUUCUUCCUACAUUCCUCCCUCUCUCCCUCCUUCACUUUCUCUUCCUUCUUCCUUCCUCUUUCUGUUUUUCCCUCCCUUCCCUUCCCUUAUCCCUUCCAUCACCCCUUCUCCCUCCAUCCGCUCCCCCUUUUUCCUUGCCAUCACUCUGUCUUCCCAUUUUCUCCCUCCAUCCCUCCCUUCUUCCUUUCAUUUUUCAUUCCCUCCCUUGCUCCUUUCCCCAUCCCCUUCACCUCUUUCCCUCCCUUCCCUCUUCUCCUUCCUUUCCUCCUUCAUCCUUUUAUUCCUAUCUCCCUUCCACUACCUCCAUCCUUUUGCAUCCAUCCCUUCCUUUCCACUCUUUCCUUUCAUCCCCUUUUCCUUCUCCCCCUCCUCCUCCUUGCUCUGCUUCCUCCUGUCCCCCCCUUUUUUUUUUUUUUUUUUUACUUAUUAGGCACUGUUGCAGUAAUGAUCUAUUUGUAAUUCAUUUUGCAGGAAUGUUUGCAAAGACAUCAUUUAUCAUCUUCCUAGCUGUUAUGGUUGCCAUUUCAUCUUCAAUUGCAAGUUAUUUUCAACAUUCUGUUCAUGCAUUAUGUAUUGAAGAAUUAAUUAGAAUUGAACUAGUUUUCUUUUAAUGUUCAGCUAUGUGAAGUGAGGGAAUUGUUGAUCAGAGCCAAAAAACUGUGCUAACAAUGCAGCAUGACAGAACUUUUCCUGAUGUUGUACUAAGAAUUGACAAGCUGCUUUGCAAACAAAACUAUGAACAGUUUGAUAUAUAUUAUUAUGCACUUUGACUGUAUUCGCCAAGGUGACAGCAUCUCAAAGCAUAAAGCAUUAAGAGUUUGAUGUUUAAUUUUUUAAAUUUUAGAAAUUAUGAAAACACAGUACAUCAAUUGCAAUGCCAUGUAAACUAACAGGAAUUAUAUACUUUCUUUUUAAUUAUCAAGCAGCAUCUUAUCGUCAUGUUUAUUGUUAAUCCUAGGUUAGUUUUCUCAUUGUCAAGCACAAAGAUGGCAUAUUACCAGGAGUACAUUCAGGGCAUAGCCCUCUCAAGGUAGUUUUCAUUUGGCAACCAAUGCCAUGUUCUGUAUUGAUACUGUCAGCUAAAUACAUGAAACAACAAAAUGGAAAAUUCCCUUUGUGUCAGUUGCCAACUAGUAGAAGAGUGUGGAAUAUUUAGCCUACAUGGACUUAUGCAAGUGUCCAAUUUCAGACACAGUUGUCCAAUUUUGAACACCAAUGAGCACUUUUGAAUAUUAGUGCCUGACUUUGAAGAACAGUGUCCUAUUAUGGACAGUAGUGUCCCAUUUUAGACAGUUAGUGUAAUGACUAAAAGUUUGAUAGAGGUAAGGGUUUCCAUACCUUCUGGUUGAGCUCAUCAUCAGUGAAAAGAAAUCUUCUAAUGAACAGCCAUGUGUGAACCACAUGUAACUUUGUUUACUUAGCCUAAAACCUAAAAGUUCAUAAUUACAGAGUUUUGUACUGACAUGAUAGCUGUAUUCAAAACAAGUCAUAGAACCAUAUAUUAAGGUAUGGCUAUGGAUGGUUUAAACAUGGGUUAAGAGCAUUGCUCUUUCCUUCACUAUCACGAAAGUAGCAAAAAAGACAUGAUUAUUUAAUGUCAUACAACUUCUUUUUCAGUGUAUGAAAUUUAACAUAGUCAUUAAUUUUUGGAAAAAAGAUAGCAAGUUUUUUUUAACUCUAUCUGUUUAUUUUACAGAAUGUUACAUACAGAUACUCAGGUUGGAAUUCUACAACUUUACACAAAAAUCUUUGGGUAAGGUUAUGCUCAGGAAUAUAAAGCAGGAUUGUAUGUUUAUGCAAUAUUCCUUUUCUCAAUAUCAAUUUUGAUGAAAAGUAUAAUAUUUUAAUCCUAAAAUAACACAAAUUGAGGAGGCUAAGUUUCCAAGAAAAGGAGUGGAAGUAGGAAGGAGAUAAGAAAGGAGGUAGUGAUGAAGAGGGAAAGGAAGGAAGGGAUGGAGAGGAAGGGGAGGAAGAAGGGAGGAAAGGGGGGAUAGAUGGAAGGAGGGAGAGGUGAGUGAGGCAGGGAGAGAGGGAGUAAGAGAGGAAGGGAAAGAGGAAGGAGGGAGGGUCAAGGAAGAGAGAGGGAGAGCAGGAAUGAUAGAGGAAGAAAGAAAGGAGGUAGAAAGGGAGGGAAAAGGGAAAUAUGUCAGAGAAGGAGACAGGCAAUAAGGAAGGGGAGAGGGAGGAGGGAGGGAGAGAGGGCAUAUGGGAGGUGGAAUGGAAGGAGGUAGAAUAGAAGGGGGUGGGAAGGAGGCAGAGAGGGAGUAAAGCAGGGAGAGAGGGAGGAAGGAGAUAGGGUGGAAAGAGAGAUGAAAAGGAACAUUUGAGGGAGGGAGAGGAAAAUGGUAAGGAAGGGGUCACUAGGAGGAAGAGAGGGAAAGAGAGAUGAGAGAUGCAAUUUGGAGGGCAAGAGGUAUACUAAUCUAUGGUUGACUGUGUAUAUCAUACUGUUUCAACUUUCUCCAGCAAUUAUUUUGCAGUGAUUGAUUAGAAAUGCUCAAUGGUUUUGCCUCAGAGAAAAGCUUUGCACUUACUUUUCAUAUGGUUAAGGAAAAAAACUUUAAUGAUUCAAAGAACAAGUUACCGUAGGUUAAGUUUUGUUUCCAUGGCAACAUCUGGUAUUGUUUACAUGUACAUGCGGGUUCAAUGCAGAAAGAGGAUGAGAAAAGCAGCAGUUAUCAUUUGGAGUCUGUUUUCACGAUUUAAAAUCAAAUUCCCUCAAUUAAUUUGCAUUGGAAUUUGUGGCACUUGGAUAGGAUAAUUUUGAUCAUAUAAAUAAGUUAGAGGGUCAAUGAACUCCUAAUAUUGGUAAUUUCUUUCUUGCAGCCUAACUUCACUAAAGACUAUACAACUGGGGAACCUCAGACUUCUCUGACGGUGUUUGGAGUUCUCUUCAAUGGGGUUACUGGAGUCAUGGGUAAAUAAUUCACUAAGCAUUUUUCAGACAGAUUGUUCUGUACACAUAAAUAUCUAUCAAUUUAUUUCCUGUGGCUCAAAUUUCACACCCUUUAGAUUGAAAACCUAGUAAGAUCUCAAAUCAGUUUUUCACUUGCCAACCAACUUUUUUGCACAUGGGAGAAGUUCUUUAAUAAAUCAAAUUGAAGACAUAUACAAGGUGGUAUAUAUGCAGGGAAAGUAAUUGUGCAAGCUCGUGCUCAUUAAGAAGCCCAUCACAACAGUGGGCAAAAAAUGCCAGGUUUUCCUAGUGCUAUGAUGUUGAUAUCAGCAAAAAUUGCUGAUAUCAGGGAUGUUUGAUAUCCAAGACUUUCACCAGAGAUCAAAUUCACUACAAUUGCAUGGCAAGUAGAAUCGACAGCUCUAUUGUGCUUCAGGCUUUGUGUUUUCUGCCAUUUUUCAAUAAUGGAAAAAAAAUGUCUUAUAAUUUUUAGCUGGUGCUAACAUAUCAGGAGACUUGAAAAAACCUGGAUAUGCCAUACCCUUUGGUACCAUUGGUGCAAGUGUUUUUACAUUUAUUUUAUAUUUGCUCCUAGGUGAGUUACAUAUGAAGUUUUUGAAUAGGGUUGUUGUUCUUGUGGUUUUUCCCUGAAAGUUAUUGUUGAUGAUGUCCUGUAAUAUGUUAAAUAAGGGAUUGUUGUGAGUCAAAUAUCUUAAAGUUCAUUCAGUAAUGUUAUCAAUAAUGAAAUGCAACUUCUGAACAUAAAAUUUAGCAGCAGAGCACUAACUAUAAUACUCAUUAAACAUCAAAUAUUAAGAAAAAUGCAUUUAGCUUUCUUGAAUCAAAUGGUUAUUUCUUGAAUUAAAUGGUUAUUGCCAAAAUCAACAAUGAAAGACAUUUCCCUCCACCAGUUAUAGAGUACGUAACUGCCGCAAACAAUUUUUAUUGCAGUGGUUUUUACGAGUGCUACGUGUCCCAGAUCUUUACUACGAAACAAUUACAACUAUCUUAAGGUAACUCUAUGCAUAAAGAUGCAUCUUCUCCACACUGUUCUUCGUACAUUUACUAAGGUGCUGACAAGAAGAAUUUUUUUGCCACGAAAAAGUUUCCUUCCCUGGUGACUAUUUCUUUUAUGCUCAUGACUGUAAUGUGCAAUUCAGGAGAGAUAUUGUAGGGAGAAAUUAGAUGCUAAUCACUCUUAGGAUUUAAAGAGUUUAUUGUCUUGUGGGAAAAGGAAAAAUUUCCAUAGCUUUAGCUUCCCACUGACAAUUAUGGUCACCUCAGUAGUGUAUAGAAGUAGUAACAAUAGUAGAAUGAUGGGUGACUGCUCCUUGUAGUUGACAGUCACAGUAUGGACGCAAUACAAAGCCUUUGACUUGAUCCUGCUGUUUAUUCCCAGGAAAUAAACAAAGUGGAAUGGUUGAUCACUAUGGGAACAUUUGCUGCCACUCUUUCAGCUGCUCUCAGCUGCCUUAUAGGUUGGUAAGCUGGUGCAUUUUGCAUGUUAAACAUGUCAACCUUAUUUUAUCUUUUAUUGUCCAUUGAAGCUUCUUAGUGCAUAGUGCAUGUUGUCAUUUGAUCACAUGAAGUCCAUGCCAUACUUACUCGGUAUUAUCCUUCUAGAAAAUAACAUUUAGAUAAUAAUCUUAAUAUCAAGUAUGGAUAGAAAUAUAUUAUUGUUUCCUUAGGUGCCUCAAGAAUUCUACAAGCUAUUGCUAAAGAUGAUUUACUAGGUAAGCUAGAUGAUUAAAUGUUAUCAACUGUGUUUAUAAUGUGAAAUUGACCACUAAAGAAUUUCAAAGCUGACUCUUCAAGCAUUAGCCCUUCCUUAGAGCAACAAAGCUGCUGGAUAGAAAGUGAAUAUGUAUCUUUCUUACCUUCCCCUGUCCUCCUACCCUUUCUUCCCUACUCACUCAUGGCUUCUUGCUCCCUCCAUCUUCUCUUUACUUCUUGUUUUCUUCUUUCCCUUGCCACUGAUGAUGAAUUUUACAUGCGUACACUUCUUCUUCUACGCCUCCCCUCCUCCCUUGUUACCUCCUCUCUCCUUGUUUGUAUGUGCGCACCUAGUCCCAAAAUGUAUUUUUCUCUUUGUCUCUAACAAUUGAUUGAGAACAUUCUCUGUAAUAACUUUACCCAAAAGGUGUCAUACUACGUCCAUUUAGCAAAGUCACCCGCAGAAAUGGAGAACCUCUAAGAGCUGUUCUAAUGUCAUGGUUCUUUGUUCAGGUAAAACUUUAUUUUGAAUAAGCUCAGGCACUGUAAAGUGAUAAAGGCAGGGUUGUACAGAGAUUUUUUUAGCAGCCAGGCUUAUACAAAGAAAAUGUAGACGGCAGUGAACAAAGGAUUUCUCCAAGGGCGUGAGCAUCUAUGCCACUGGUAUUAGUUCCCUUGUCUUCUUUCCAAUUUUGAUCUAUAGUUUUGUAUAAGGAAAGCAAAGGUUAGUUUUUGUGUCAGAUCAGGACAGAUAUUUUGCUGUUUUGUGUUGCUCAAGUAUCUGGGUGCUUCAUAUACAAGUAGCUGGUGAAAACGUGGGCUGCUGGUGCUUUUGGAGAACAGGUAGCAGAUUGGGAUGGGGGGGUACUUGAUUUGGUACAGGGUGACCAGGUGGUUAAUGCAAGGGAGGGAUGCAAAAAAAAUGGGGGAUGUAGUUGUCAGGGAAAUAGCAGUCUGACUUGUAUGGUUUUCAAGCACUUGCUCCAUCACUAAUUUCCCAAAACGGAGAGAUUAGCACAGCAUGUUGAUCAUAUAUUUUGUCUCUUGUCAAUCUGUAGGUUGUUCUUUUUAUUGGAAACGUCAACAGAGUUGCUUCGCUCGUCAGUAUGUUCUUCCUCCUGUCAUAUGGCAUCACCAACGUGGCCUGCUUUGCACUCAAAGUUGCUUCUGCACCUAACUUUAGGUGAGUAUUACAUUUGUGUGAAAUUCUAAUCAUCUUAUAGAUAAUGGACAUAUGAUGAAAUCAUCUCCUUGAUUUGUUACAGACCAACAUUUCAGUAUUUUUCAUGGCAAUCAGGUGAGAUUUGUUUUGAAUUCAUUUCUUUCCUCAACAGAAAGUUGUGCAGUUGUCUUGUUUUUUCUAGAGUAGGCAAGGUAGCAGAUUGGGAUGGGGGGGUUUGGAGUGGGCAUCAUAUCACUUUCAUAUCAUAUCUUUGAACACCACUCCUUGUGUAUGUACCCCCAUGAAAUAAAAACAUUGCAAAUUCCUGACCCUGUCUUUUUGGUUGUGGAACUUAUAAUAAGUGUUCCAUGGUAGUUAGAUGAUAAAUGGGAUUUUUAUUAGCAUUUAAUCUCUGAUAAAUUUUCUCUCAUUUAUCGAAGCUCUCCUUGGUGCUGUAUUUUGCUUCGUGAUCAUGUUCCUGGUCGAUUACAAAUUGGCUGCUCUUGCAUUUGGUAGGUUAUUGCGAAAUGAUUUCUUUUUUAUGUAGAUACAAUGAAAGGCUAAAUCUGCACAUAAUUCAACGUGGGAGGCCGUUUCCAUUUAGGGAUGCAUCACAUUCAGAUUCUCCGUGAAGCAUCUAGGAAUGUUGCUGAUCAAGUGAACGUGGAUGAAAUGCAAGCAAUAUUUCAGUACAGAUAACCAAUGUGCUGAACGUUUAUCAGGAUAUAUUGAAAUUUGUACCCCUUUGUGGAGACAGAUGCGGUGAGAUAAAAACAACUCAUCCAAGGCCCCAUUUUUUAGUUUUUUUUUUUUCAUAAAAAAAACUCUGUUAGCGUAUAUGGUGGUAUGUUGCUCGCACCAAUCAGAUCGCGGCAUUAGGGUACGUAUCUCGCACUAAUCAGAUUGCCGCAUAAGGGUAUGUAUCUCGCACCAAUCAUAUCAUAGCAUUUGAAUAUCCUGCACCAAUCACAGUGUUUGGGUAUUGUUUUCUUGUAAAUGAUGUCAUGGAUCAAAGAAUGACAUUAACCAGAAACUUUGGGCUCAUUUGAUAAGUGUAAUGGUUUGAAGCCUCCGCGAGAGCCUUGUCGAUUAAGGUCGAGAUUUAUUGGGAUAGGAAGGGUAUGCAUUUAAAAUUUUUAAGUUAAAACGUGUUUUUCCGCUCCUUUACUCGCAAUGCCAACAACGUACAUUCCAUCACGUACCAUGAAAACAACGUCCAAAGUCCAAUCAGAACAUACCUAAUCAUUGUAGUCCUGAGAAGGACUGUCACUACCGACAACAGUCCUUCUCAGGACUACACUCACCCGGACGAUCAAACUACACUAUUACAUGUUAACCCCGGGUUACGCACAGCAGGCAAAGUUCAGAUAGGCAACAACCAAUUAAUGGUUGUUAGCGUAUAUAGUCUGAAUCUUAGCCUGAUUGUUAACUCCAAAUGCAAAACUUCAUGUUUUUAAUCAAUUUUUUUGGUUUUCAGCGCUUAUGGUGAUUUUGUUUGUGGUGAUUUCUCUUCGUACACCUCCCACCCCCUGGGGAGAUGUGUCACAAGCUUUGAUCUACCAUCAGGUAUUAUUUUGAUCCUAAGCAGCAUAAGAAAAGCAUUUUAUUUUGUACAAUUAAGCUCGUUGUUAAUAAGGGUUUUGUGUCUGCAGGUCAGAAAGUACCUACUUCGAUUAGACCUAAGAAAAGACCACGUGAAAUUCUGGAGACCUCAGGUAUUUAAAACCCCAAUUUAAAAUCCAAAUACAGAAUGUUUUAAGGUUCCUGAAUAGUGGACUUAUACGCAAGAAUUUUAAAUUUAGGAUAAGGUUUUCCGUAAAGAAGUAGGAUAAUUAACGUGAACAAUAGAUUGCUGAUCGUAGCAGUGGGCAGGACGUGUGUCGCAUAAAAAGCAAGUAAUAGCUUAGGUGACAGUAGAGUUAUCAGUAGCUCAGGGAAGAGCAUAGGAGGGCAGAAUACUAAGGUCCAGAGUUUGAUUCCUUGUCGGGGGCUGUUUUCUUUUUCUUUUUGUCCCAUGCUUGUGACGAGACAAACAACGUCUUUCCGUGCCUUUUUUAGUCCAGGGCCAAGUUGUAUAAAGGGCGGAUAAUGCUAUCCAACGGAUAAGUGAUAACAAAACGUGUGGCGUGAUCCACCGGAUAGAGAUUCAUCCAGUGGAUAGCGCUAUACAACCUUCGAACAACCAGGGCCUACACUGGCAAGUUUCAUUAAACCUAUGCCACUUACCCCAGAAGUGAUACUAAAAAUUAUAGUAAAUCUCUCCUCAAAUCCAGCAACGAUUUGACAAGAGUAAAGGUACUUAUCAGCUGAAGUAUACUAUCUCAUUACCCCAAAUUCUUUUUAAUUCAAUUGAAAUGAAAUGACGCAGCGAGAAAUUACAAGAAGUUGUGCUUCGUUUCUCUGUCAGGUGCUGUUAUUGGUGUCCAAUCCACGCUCUGGUUACCCCUUGAUAGACUUUGUUAAUGACAUAAAGAAGGUAAAGAAAUGUUCCGUGCUUGAAUCAAUCAAGAAUGGCCAUUUCAAUUUAGAAUGGUUCAGCUGGUUUGGCUUGGAGUUUUGACUUUGAGCGGUUAUGUAAUGGCUUAAUCAAGACCCUGUAAACUCCAACUUAAGAUUUAAAUAGAGAUCAUUCCAUGGAAAGUGUACGCAAACGAUUUUUAUGCACGUGUUGCGAUGCAUCAAGAAAACGAAAGAGUGAGCGCAGCGAGCGAGUGGGUUUUUUAAUGCAUCUCAACGAGUGAAUAAAAAUCGUUCAAGCACUUUCAUUGGUAUGAAGUGUUUAUUUCAUAGAUACUGAGAUAUUUUCUUAUUGAUCGACAUAUUUCAAAGAUUUGAGGCCAUUUCUUUCCCUCUACCGUGAAGUACAAUAGCUCUUGUCUCUGAUUGAUUAGACGAACGAUAUAUUUCAGUUCUCAGUUCGUUCAGUAUGUAUGAAAUAAAUCGUGUUGACUUGUUUGUUAUGAAACCUUAUUAAAAGCCUCAAAUUGUAAUGGGAACAGCUAAGGAAUUGUUAGUGAAUAACUGAAUCGAAUAGUUGUUAGUUCGGGUCUGUCCAAUACUGCAGUGUAGUCAACUUUUUAUGAGCUCCAAGUCUAUAUUAUUGAUGUAGAAAGUACACUGAUUCCUAAUUCAUGGUAACCUCUCUUUCCACCGCUUCUUAUUGAACUAUUUUGCAAAAGUGAUUAAAAGUGUACAACACUGUUUCGUUAAACAAGUAAUUAAUUUCUUUUGUAUAUCCAGGGCGGUCUUUAUAUCCUUGGCCAUGUCCAAGAGGGUGAAUUUGAUGCUCAGGUAAGAAAUUCUUUGUCUGCAGUAUUUGUUAAAUGUACACUGGAUUGAGAAGUCAAAUUUUCAACAGUAGUGAGCAUUGUUUGACACCCUUGGUUGGUAUGUCAUGGAGUUGACUGAAUCACCGACAGAAUGACAAACCAAUGGGGAUACAUUUUUAAAGACACUAUAGUGCUGGUUCGGUGGGUUGGGGAGGGGGGGGGGCUACUUGAAGAUAAUUUGGUUUCAUAAACUGAGUUGGUAAUGUGAAUUGGCCACCGUUAAGAGCUUUUUAAGCUAUUAUUUCGAGAAUUAGCCAUUGCCAUUCGCCCUGACAAAGGUUUGACGUUUGAUAUGUCAACUUUCGAGACUCUUUACGGUGGCCAAUUUACAUCAUCAACUCAGAUGGUAAAACUAACUUAUCCUGACUGAUUAGUUGAGUUGCAAAGUGAAUAGUUGGCUAGUUGGUCAUCAUUAUUGAUUGACUGACUCGCUGAAUGACUGACCACUUGAUUAAUUGACCAAGUGCUUGACUGACUGAUUGGUUGAUUGGUUGAUUGAUUGACUGACCGAUUGAUUGACUACUAUUUUUCUGCUGUGUACAGUUAUUGAGAAGACAAAAGCGCGAACUUACAACCUGGCUAAAUUUCGUUGAUUGUACGGAAAUAAAGGCUUUUGUGGAGCUGACUAUUGCACGAACGAUACGUGCUGGUGCGCGAAACUUACUUAUGGUGAGAAAUUAUCACUUUAAUCAGGUUUGAUUAAUAAUUCCUUUUAGACAGAGUCUUAGCCUUGUGGUUAAUCAUGUGAAAAACAUUCAAGUUACUUUGUCUGCAUUCUUUUGCCCAAAAGUUAUUUAGAUGUUAUUUGUUGAAUUUAAAUUUGAAAAAAUAGAGCAACUGCAAGAGGUCAUGACGCAAUUUUUUAUUUCAAGACCCAAUGUCAUUAGCACUGAAUUAUUUGCUUUGCAAUGUUUCCCACUCCUCCGAAAAUUUUUCGCUUUCUAAGCCAAUUAUAGCUUUCACAUGGAAAGCGCAUUUUGAUUGAAUGUCUAAAAGUGAGCAGAACCAAAGUAAUCACAGAGGCCAAUCUGAGGAAAGGAAAACAUCAUAAGCUGCCAUUGAGGACUCACAGUAAGAACAAGUAAACUGCCGAUAGCGCUGAAAAAUGCUUACGACUAAGACGCAGUUGGUUUAAGUUUUACUUCUGAUUGGUUCAAGAGACGGCGCAAGGUUUCGGACGAUUGGAAAACUAAUGUAACCUUAGUUUGCUAUUGACAUUCAAAUUAUACUGAUCUUAAAACUUUCUGAGUGAUACUGUUUUUCUGUGUGUGUUUUAGGCGUCUGGAUUGGGUGGAAUGAAACCAAACACUCUAAUCUUAGGUAAAAUCAAAAUUAAAGGUGUAACGCUAUUUUAUUGUGAAAACCUUUUGACAAAACCUUUUUGGAGACAACACUUGAAGGAAGAUGAAAAUGAAAGAAACAACAAUACAGGGAAAAGGCCUUACUACCUUAGGUAUUUCCGACCAGAAUUAUCCCACAUAGCAGCAGCUUGUUCCAUUUUCAAUAAAUUUUUAAGUGUUUUCUUCCUUUGGACUAGAUGCCAGUCCAUAUUCUGUAACUCCCACUUCUGCAUUUUGUCCAGCUCACUAGAAAGUUGAGGAAUACCAACAAAUACCCAUUUUGCUCCUGGGUGAAUGUAGUCCUCAACCAGACCUUUAUUAAUAGUGCUGUAUGGCUGGUGUUUCCACGAGAAAACAAGUUGGCGUGCCAAGUGAGCCAGCUAAGACUCGUCCAUCCACAUUAGUCGGUGCUCGCUCUUUAACCUUCGUAUUUGCACUGCUAAUGAUCUGUAAUCCAAUAUGCAAGCCAGAAGGCCUGUGCACUUUUCCACAAAGAAAACGCAACAAACAAUCUAUCAAAGAAAAAUCGGAAUUCACCUUCCUUCCUGCAUUUGUAAACAGGGUUUUACGAUCAUGAGCUCCCUGUGGAGAGUUUUUCUCGUGGAAUCUUCAGGAAACCAAGACUUCCGUUCAUGAGGGUGCAAAAGAAAGGUAAGAAAUGGGAUCGGACAUACUUGUUCCUCUAAACUUCUCUGGAAUGGUCUCUUUUUUUAUAUUUCUUUGUUUCUAUUUUUAUCAUAGAUGAAAUUUACCGCAGUGUACAGUUACAACUCCCACCACUUCGAACACACGUAAGUUAACGAGAAAGUGUAGUCAAGUCUAUGUCGCAAUCACGAAGUUAGUGGUGUGUCUUUGACUUAGAUAACCAUAGCCUUACGUUAAAAUGUAUAAUCCUGACAACUGGCCCUAAUGACGCUCUCGAUAUUAUUGUCUUUUAAAACUUUGUUGUGUGUCUUUCACCCAGCCUGGACAUCAGAAAAUGACAUUAAAGGACUAUGUAGGAAUUAUAAAGGUAGGCAGCUGCUGUGGAAUCUUUAGUGACAAUUUUUUAAGCAUGUAGGGCAGAAACACGUUGUUUUAAAUACCACCAAAAAUAGUCAGCUUACGAUAGCAGAUGGCCGGGGAAUCACAGUUGCCUUAGAGUACUUUUCGAUUGGGGGUCGCAAAAUAAAAACCGAAUUAAUCACGUCGGCCAAUCAGAACUCGGGUAAAUGUCACAAGAAGCCAAUAAGAUAUUGAGGUGAGAACAAGCAAAAUGCCUGAAGUAUGGGAAAACGGGAGUGAUAAAGUCGAGAUUGGUUUUAGUUUUGUAUCUGAUCGGUUGAAAAUGUUUUGCGAGUUUUCAUAUCAAUCUCAAUUACUUUCAUAUCAUAUCAAUCUCAAUUACUUGCAACAUUCAAGUUAAAGUUGAUCUAUAUACUAAAACAAUUCAAUACAAAUCUUCUUCCUCUUUUUUCCUACGUUGACAGGAUGCGGUUUUAAUGGACAAAAAUGUCUGCAUAGCCAGAAAGUAUGUCACGUUAUACUGAAGUAUAUUAUAUAUCUUAGAGCCACUCUACCGAAAAGCCAUUUUCAUUACUUUCUCGUGUGUUUCACUUUUUGCUUAGCACAAUUGGUAAUUGCUCCCAACUAGUGUUUUAGAGGCAUGGACGAGAACCUCGUCGAGUCGUGAAAGUUAAUCUAUGAGGAAAUGCCAGAGCUCAAAUGUUUGCUCCUCUGUUUGCAUUUGGCCUAUUCUUAGUAUAAUUAAAUUUUAAAAAAGAAAACAGAAUGAAUAUUCUUAUCACUAUGGGUGAAUUUUUCAGCUUUGCUCAACUGGACAAGAACGCUCUCGGCAAGGAAGGAUACAUUGGUUGAGUAUAACAUGCUUAUUUUUUUAUUGGUGUUGUUUUUUGUAACAUAGGAAAGUCGUGUUUUUGGAAUCAUGUUGGGUAAUUGUAAGUGAUACCACUCUGUUACCAUCAGGUGUUAAAAACUGUUUUAAGUUGUAUUUAAAGGUUGUUUAACAUGCGCUAACCAUUCAUAGGAAGGACCUCCUUUUAACUAUUGAGGAGGGUCUCAAAAUUAGCCUAUCUAUGAUUUUACAAGUAAAUCCCUCUUCCCCUCCCCCUCUUUUGCCAUUACCGUCAUCUAAACUCUUCGUAGUAGCAGCAGCAGCAGCAGUAGCAAAUACUUCCGUGUAAUACAUUUUCGAUAAUUCUCUAUUCCAUUGCUCAUACUGUACUCAUUUAAGUGUUUCCUUUUUCAGAUGUGUGGCCAAUGAAUACGACAGUGGUGGGAGAAGGUGAGGCCCUGUUGUUAAGUCUUAAGUCUACAAAGGUUAAAAGUAUGUUAACGCCAUACAUAAGGUUUGGAUAAUAGUGUGUGUUUCUUUUCAGUUCUUUACCCCUCCCCUUGGUGCUGCAAGGUUCAUCAAAGAUCCCUUUUAUCUAAAUCCUUUGGUAUUUCAAACCUUUACUACAUCGCUUCAUGUUUGUGUAUUGUAUUUUUGAAUAGUUCGUGAAACGUUUCUUUCACGAAAACUGGUGUCAUCAUCUUAUUCUUCUCCCGUACUCUUUUAUUCUGCCAAAAUUACGGGACAUGGCGGCCAUUCCCUUGCAGUUAUCUUGCAUCCUAGCUCAGUUGAGAGUCCACGUAACCAAGCAGUUGAUUUUUUUGUCUUUAAGCAUUAAAGAAGGUUCUAGGUCCUUAUGAUUUCACGUUCCUCCUAACGCUCCAGUUGAGUUGUGUUCUUCAUAUGGUACCAUUCUGGGAAAAUCGGUCCAAACUUAGAGUCAUGCAGAUCGUGGAGACUGAAGGUAAAUGUACAAUUACAACAUGGUAUGGUCUCCACUAGAUGUAAUAUAACCCAGUCCCAUUAAGAGAAAUUUAACGAUUAGAGCCGAAAAAACCCGGUUUGGUUUUGUUUUACUUUGCUGAGUGAUUGGCCUAGAAAGUUGCGCCAACCCCUCAACCAGUCAAAUGCAACCAAUCAGGGCUCGUUCACACGCGUUUUCCCGCCUUUCAGGUAGUUUACGUGUUUUCACUCUCAUUCCCUAUAGGUUCCUCGAGAUAAUAUACUUUGCUCUUAUUGGCCGUUGGGAUUACUUUUGUUUUGGCCUUACGAUUCUCGAUGGAAAGGCGCUUCAUUGAAAUCGUUGCUUGCAGUGUUUUCCCUAACAUCCCUCGAAACUCUUCUCUUACUUUUAUGGAUAGCAUUAUGGCACCCAUCCAUUCACUCAAAUGAAUCAAACGAACGGAAAAACAUAGAUUUUUAUCAGAUCCAGUGCUAAAGUUUGUCAAGGCAUGGUAAAAACUGUGGGAACUUGUCAAAUCUGUUUCUUUUUAUUUUUUUGUAGAUGAUGAAGGAAACCACCAAACACAGCACAGAACUCUAACAAAUCUUCUCAAAGAACUUAGAAUUCCUGCAGAAGUUCGGGUAAAAAUCUCUGUUCUCUUUGAUUUUUAUUCGCAGUUCCUGAUUAACGUAAUUGUGUCGCUGAUCGGUUCAGUUCAUUACAAGGUUGUCCCUUCGCCUUCUUAUAAAAUUCCUCUAAAUUUAUUGCAGAUCUUUUCUCCUGCCAAAGCUAUAAUUUAAAAAAUGAUACCAAAGGACUCUCUCGGGAGCUCAGAGGGCAAAAAAUGAUUUAGUCUGAAUAGCUGCCAUUUCCCUUGGAGAUCUCCAUAUUCUGUAACAUCAACGAUGCCAUGAUUAAGUUUGUUUGGUUCAUGGUCACCAAAUAGUCAUUUUCUUUCAUAAACGGGUUAUCUUCAAUUAGAAGACAUUUUUAUCACAUACGUACCUUCCUUUUGUUUAUAUCCUAGAUGAUUCACGUUACACAAGAAUCUCUUUCUCUUACAAGAAAUGCUGAUGGACUAGCGGUGAGUUCAUACGAUUUACCUUGCUUUUCCAAAAGAUCAAUCUUCCUGCUGUAAUUUUUCAUCGACAUGACGGCUGGUUUUCAAAACAUCCUACGUUAACAUUCUCCAUAUAACGUAAUUAAUGGGAAAAGUAGAAGCCUGUUGGUAGGUGACUUUUUCAUGCCAGCUGACUGACUCUAGUUAUUUUUCCUGAUAUAGCCCUCUACCAACUGGUAUCGAACAGUGAAUCAGCUCAUUAGAAUUCACUCAACAGACGCAUGUAAGUUUUACGCGUAGGUUUCAUAUCUGAUGCAGUUACCGGUAAUGCAAUGUUACUUAAGUUUAUUAAGAAUUUGAGGUGUAAAUGUGUGUAUCAGUUAUCAUGAAAUAUUCGCAAAGAGCAUUUGUAAGGAUGCGGGAGACUUCAGUUAGAGACUUUGCAUAUAAUUGCCGUCACAUUUAGCGAAUGUGUUUGUGUACUCAUAGUUUUGACACAGUUGAAGAGUGUAGAUUCAUCAUGAAUGUUAUUAAUGUUGCCUUUCUUCCAGUCGUUGUAUUUACUGGUCUUCCCCAUCCUCCUAACGAGGAAAACAUGGCUCAGCAAUUUAUUCAAGACAUAACUGUGCUGUCAGGUAACACUGAAAUCUAAUUUGGCUUAGGGUUUAGUUUAAUGCUGCUGAGCAAUAAAGGAAAAAAACUGCCAAGGGUACAGAUGACUAUUAGACACACUGCCGUGCAGUGACAUUAUUUUCUUUGCCCUUUUCUUGCGAUUCAUUGAUGAAAAUUCUGUGAUCCCUUAGCCAUUCGGUGUUAAAUAGGUCCUUAAGGCGUACAUUUGUCUGUUGCCGAAGUCGUAGUACCUCAAUUGUUGUAACAGACAGUUACUUAAUUUACAGGUAAUAUUCAUUACACAGUUACAAUUAGUGCUUGACUAACUGUUUUAAACUUAUUUUGUUACAGAUAACCUUCCUCCGGUUAUGAUGGUGUACGGAAAAUCAAAAGUAGUGUCAACAUCAUUAUAAACCGCAUCUUACGUCUUACUCAGUACCUCCUGAGAGUGAGAAUAACAACAUCCUAGGUUAUGAUCAAGACUGGGCACUUUACAAAUACUAGGGGAGAUGGGAGGCGCUUUUCUAGCACAGAACACCGGAAAAAUUAUUUUCUUGUUGUCUCUGUUUACAACACUCAUGUGGAUUGGUACUGCAAUAUUUGACAAAGACUGAUUUGAGAAGGAAUAACAGGAUUAGGAAGUAAUUAGCACUGUUCCCUGCUGGGAAAAUACUGGCUUUAAAGGCACUCAAUGACUGUAGAGAAAUUUUGUAGAACAUUUGCAUUUUCUUUCUUUCUGCAGGGUUUUUUAGUUUAUUUGUUCUGUUUUCAAUAAACCUACCUGUAAACAAAGCCAGAUCUUGCAAACAUUUUUAACUUGCUUUUAUGCUAAAGUAUGAAUUAUGUAUUGAAUCAACAUUACUGUAUAGCCUAUAAAGGAAAUAUUCUAUGAUUUAUUUAUACACUGAUUUUGUAGAUGACAGUUGACAAUAUAUAUAUUUGUACGUAUUAAGUUUAGUAGAUAAGUUAUCUGAAAUUGUUGUAAGUGCAUUGCAGUUAUGUUUU